GAGCAGACGAUUACAUACUUAUAAAUCAACAAAGAACGUCUCGUGAGUCCGGAUGAAUGUUAACGUAUAUUCUGUUUUAUUGCUCGAAACAAGCAAGUAUCUUUGACUAUGAAGCGUUGGAUCAAUAUGUUUCUGUGUGUAUUGCUUUUUAAUCAAAUGAAUGUGACAUUCCCAGCUCCUAGUAAAGCGGAGACGGAGAAAGACGACAAAUUAGAUUCUCUGGAAUAUGGUGGCGUCAGUGCCGGCGAACUGUUAGCUUACUCGGAAAGGAAAGAACUGUUAAAUUAUAAUUCAAAUAAAUUCAACUCUUUGACGUCUAGAAACAAACUGGAAUGUGACGCCUGCAAAUUUUUGACAGACUUCGUGCAAAGUGCUUUUCAUCUUCAAAACGCUCAAACCGACAUUCAAAAAGCCGCACUUAAUUUGUGCAUAAAAUUGAAAAUUGAGGAUACUAGAGUUUGUAAAGGAGUUAUCCCAGAAUUUCAGAACGAAGUCUUGACUGUUUUUGAUAAAGUUUUUUUAGACCCAAAUCAAAUUUGUGGUCUUGUUAUUGGGCCAUCUUGCGGAAAAGUGCGAUCAUUAUACCCAUCUUGGAAUGUCACUUUACCCAACGUUGCCAAACCUUAUAAUUCGCUCAAACGCCAAUCUAAACCUGGUCUGCCAACACUGACUAUUUUGCAUUUGUCCGAUGUUCACAUUGACCGUCAAUAUGCAGAAAAUACAAGCACAGAAUGUGGGGAACCUCUAUGUUGCAGAAAAUAUAAUGGUAAGGGUAAAGCAGGAUAUUGGGGAUCAUAUAAGUGCGACAUUCCUAUGCGUACAUUUGAAGCUGCACUUAAACGCAUCAAGAAAUCUCAUCCAAAAAUUGAUUUGGUAUAUUGGACUGGUGACGUCCCUCCACAUGACAUUUGGAACCAAUCACGAACUGAUCAGAUCAAGGCUAUGGAAUCAGCAGUAAAACUUUUCAUAAAGUAUUUUCCUGACAUAAAAGUGUAUCCAGCCAUGGGUAAUCACGAAAGUGCCCCUGUGAACAGCUUUCCACCUCCAUUUGUCACUGGUAAAAGCUCCAACAAAUGGCUUCUGGAUAGUUUUGCUGAUUUCUGGUCAUUUUGGUUGCCUGAACAUACAGGACCUACCAUUAGAAGAGGGGGAUACUACACUGUUCUACACUCAAAAGGAUUUCGAAUCAUCUCAUUGAAUGACAAUUAUUGUAAUAAUCAAAAUUGGUGGUUACUAAUAAACAGUACAGACCCAGCUGGACAACUUCAAUGGUUAAUAAAGGUGUUACAAGCUGCUGAAGACAACCAUGAGAAGGUACACAUCAUCAGCCAUAUUCCCAUUGGAACAUCGUCAUGUUUAAAAUACUGGAGCUGGAAUUAUUAUAGAAUAAUUAAUCGUUACGAAAACAUCAUUACGGGGCAAUUUCUUGGUCAUACCCAUCAGGAUCAUUUUGAGAUAUUUUAUGAUCUCCAGAAUAAAAGUCGAGCGAUCAAUGUUGCAUACAUCGGGCCCAGUUUAACCACAUAUCCAAAUCUGAAUCCAGGAUACCGUCUUUAUACUGUGGAUGGUAAUCAUGCGCAAUCAACAUAUGCCAUUUUGGAUCAUUCCACUUAUUAUCUGGAUUUGGUCAGUACAACCAAAGAAAACCUGGUUUGGAAAUUCGAAUACAGCGCUAAGGAAGCUUAUGAGAUGGCUUCGCUAGAGCCAGCUGCAUGGGAUGAUUUUGUCACUCGUUUGGGAAAGAAUUACACUCUGUUUCAGACAUACUUCAAAUACAAAUAUAAGUGUUCCCCUUAUCGCGAGAAGUGCACAUCGAGAGCUUGUAUUGUUGGUGAGUUAUGUGGCCUGCGAUCAGGUAGAUCACAUGACGAUCAUUACUUUUGUCGGAAUGUUACCAAGCUCGAAUACAACUUAUAGUAGAAUUCAAGUAAAAAGACUUUUUUAUUGAUAUCCGAGAAAUCAUAAAAAUUCAUUUUAUAUUUUAAUGCUGAGUUUUCAGGGAGGUGGCUAAAAGGAUUUAAAUGAGAACGUGUUUUUAUGUCACAUCCUUACUAUGACCUGUAACAUUUUGUAAAGUACAAGCGAACGUGUAUGUGUAAAUUGGUAUUUUUUAUUGUCAUUCGUGUGAAAAAUCAAAUGCAAAAUUUAAAUAAAAUCAACAUAAUAACGAA
Molecule: messenger RNA, 2171 nt
Organism: Xenia sp. Carnegie-2017
Lineage: Eukaryota; Metazoa; Cnidaria; Anthozoa; Malacalcyonacea; Xeniidae
Product: sphingomyelin phosphodiesterase-like
Exons: 13
Coding region: 109-1917 (602 amino acids)
Biological process (GO): sphingomyelin catabolic process
Molecular function (GO): sphingomyelin phosphodiesterase activity
Source: RefSeq, a predicted model, not a curated record